This is a messenger RNA of Gongylonema pulchrum, 336 nucleotides long. Lineage: Eukaryota; Metazoa; Nematoda; Chromadorea; Rhabditida; Gongylonematidae. The record is from the annotation of a GenBank genome assembly.
AUCGCUUUAGCCAAUAACUUGGAUAUUUGUGCGGAAUCCACAGAAAAACUAAAGCAGCACAUUCGUUUGACGAUGGAAACGGAUGUUUUGCCGGUUAAUGCUGGUGCGGCAAAUUCUUCGGUGGAGGGUGUAAGCGGAGGCACUGUAUCGCUUUCCUCCAGGAGUAUGUCCAUAAUGGGUGUGUCACGUCAGUCAUUACUUGAUAAAAUCGAUCAGUUGAAGAAGCGUUGGAACAUCGGAAUGCAAUCGGCCAUCGGUGCACUGCUUGAUGAAGUAAGCGAAGAUAUUGCGCCGCAUCUUGCUGAAAUAAUGACAAAAAGAUGGUAUGUUUUGUGA